UUGGAACUUGCUUUCAGCCUUCGUUAUGAGAUACUUCUUGCUCUUUAUGGUCGCCGUUGUCUGCGAAGGGACAAGGAUACCCAGGAUAUCGGAGUCCUUCUUCCCGGGAUUUCAAGGCGCUCAUCAUGGACACGGUGGCCAUAGAUAUCAGCACGGACAACUGGAUAACUAUGGGCCUGUACAAUUUCCUGGAGAUCACAGGGCACCCUAUGGAAACUUGGAUAUAGGAAACGAGUUUUACGGUCAUCAGGGUGCCAUCGGCGGUCACGCGAACGUUGCCGACCAUUUUGCAGGAGGUCCGUUCAACGUUGCUGGCAACCACGGAGGCUUCAAUCCACAUCAGGCUCUUCCUCGGAACUACGAACGCUACAACCAUGCACACGAUUACGAUUAUUAAUUAUAGAAAUCUCAUUAAGCUUUAAUGAGCUCGGGUGCAUAUAUUCAGCUUCCCUCAACGCCGCUUGCAGCAACAGUUGCAUCAAUUCGAAGAAACGACGAUCGGUCGA
This is a messenger RNA of Osmia lignaria (orchard mason bee), 506 nucleotides long. The record is from RefSeq and is a predicted model, not a curated record. Lineage: Eukaryota; Metazoa; Arthropoda; Insecta; Hymenoptera; Megachilidae.